This is a messenger RNA of Candoia aspera, 2744 nucleotides long. RefSeq names its product interleukin 17 receptor C (gene IL17RC). Gene Ontology annotation, molecular function: interleukin-17 receptor activity. The record is from RefSeq and is a predicted model, not a curated record. The transcript has 19 exons. NCBI's taxonomy places the organism in Eukaryota, Metazoa, Chordata, Lepidosauria, Squamata, Candoiidae. The coding region runs from base 1 to 2070 and encodes 689 amino acids.
AUGUUGGCAGAUGACCUGGGCUGCCGGCUAAAAAAGAAGGAUGUACUAUGUACACCUGGUGAAGCCAUAUCUGAUCCAGAGCUAGAUCCAAUCCUAGGGCUGACUCAGAUGAACACAAGGAACAUUCUUUGGUGCCCGGAGCAGCAAAACUGCAUUCCCUGCGUGCAAGUGAUGUUAAAUCUUGGACUGCUGGAGCCAACUGCAUGGGGUGCAAAACAAGAUGGAGGAGUUGGCAAGAUCAGCAUGCAGCCAGAUGGACAUGCUAAGAAAAUCCUGCGAACACCCAUUCUGCUUGUAGCCCAGACAUACUCUUUCUCUCGUUGUAUUGAAUUGGAGGUUUGGGUUCCCUACGGUUGGGAAGGUCAAAAUAACUCCCUGGGAUCCCUGCAGUACAACUGCUUCCCAGUAGCUCUCGGUGGGGAGCUGCAUCUCACUGUCUUCACAUGGCCUCGCUAUCGUUCUGCAGGUGUGUUGCAAGUCACGCACUAUGGACCAGACUGCACCUGGCCCAAGGCCAAAGACGCCGUUCGCCUCUGUCAAGUGCCCAGUUUAGCCAUUUCUGUGGGACCACAGUCGGCAGUUCUACAUGUGCAGGACACCCUGGAAGGACAGCAUUUUGAACUGUGGCUGUAUCUGAAUCGGACAGGGGGAUUUAAAGGGCUUGAUCAGGGGACCACCAAGUUGCUGACUGGAUCGGAGAAUGUGAGCUUACCAAUAUCGCAGGUGUUUCCUUGUCUCUGCUUUCAGGUCUGGCCCAAGAUUGAAGGCCAAGUUGACCCACCUCGAACUCAUCUCUGUCCCUUUGCAAACGACCCAGCAGCUUUGACCAGGGCCUGGGCACACAGCCACCUGGAAGUUCGCCCUUCUGAUGGAAGUCUGAGCUGCUUUUUUUCUGCUCCGUGUGACCUUCAAGGAGAGCUGGUUCCCUGCUGGCGGGUGGAACAGCUUGCCUGCCACCCUCUGCAUCCCCAUCUGCAUCUGGUUCUCAUCCCACAUGAACCACAGGAGUUCCCAAGACUGCAAGCUCAUCCCAAUCUCUGUGUGCAGGUAAGAAGCAAUGGAAACGCCCACCUCCAAAGCUGUCUGCAGGAUGAUGUCACAGGAAGCCAACAGCCAAGUGAGCGAUACUUACUGUUUCUGGAGUCUCAGGAUUCCCGUGGGAAUUCCUUAGUUCAGAUCAUGGAGCAAGGCACCUGGGUCUCCUCUGCUCAGGUCUUCAAUACAAGAAAUGGGAUGCUGGAGGAAGACCUGAGGAACAGUAUGCAGACAGGAAAGUGCAUGCAAGUGUGGCAAGCAGAAGGGACCAAUGCUACUACACUCUGGGCCUGUUCAACGAAGCAGCAUUCCCGAACACACUGGGCCCUGAUCUGGUUGGUAAUUCUCCUUGGCGGCUGCUCUAUUCUGCUGCUGCUCCUGUUCAAGAAAGAAGCAGUAAAAGGUUGGUUCAAGAUCCUGAAAGAAGAUUACAGUUCUAGAGGAACCCUUCCGGGACGACAUAUCCUCAUUCUCUACUCUCCAGAUCAUGAAGGCUACGAGCACGUGGUGGGCACCCUGGCAGGUGCACUGACUCAGCUGCAGCUAUCUGUAUCCCUGGAGUUGUGGAGCCGUGGAGAGCUGGGGUCUCUGGGGCCCAUUCAGUGGUUCCAUGCACAGCGACGCUUGGUGCUGCGAGAGGGUGGAGCUGUCGUGCUGCUGUUUUCCCAUGGCGCAGUGGCCAGUUGUGCAGAAUGGCUGGGCUGGGCACAGAAAGACCCUCAGCCCACCUUCAAACCAGACGGCACAUUUCUGGCCUCCCUCAACUGCAUCCUGCCUGAUUUUCUGGCUGGUGAGGCCAGGGCCACCUAUAUUGUUGGCUGCUUUGAGGACCUCCUUCCAGUCAGUGAGAUCCCUGCCCUCUUCCGUUCGGUGAGGGUCUAUCCUCUGCCCUCCCAGCUCUUUGGCUUCCUGCUGGCACUGGCUGGCCCCAGUGUUGGACACAAGCAGAGAAGCAGCCUCAGGAGACACGCAGGGUGCAUCAGCAAGAGCCUGGAACAGGCAGUGCGUGAGUGCCAGCAAAAGCACCCCAGCUAGUAGAACCCGGAAUCGCUGUUUCCCCAGCUGGAGGAUGAACAGAGAAAGGGGCCCAGGCACCCUGUCACCCUGCUUGAGGAACAAGUCUUUCAGAAGGGAGCUUGUAAAAGUUCAUCUGAGUGCACUGACACAAAAUUCCCGCACCGGCUUUUCCAACAAGCAGCUCCAAAGUCAGAGUGGCCAAUCUGUUCCUGAAAUUUGGAAAGGGACCUGUGAUGGUAUAACAAGGCUGAACUGUGUAUGGGAACUUAUUUAACACAGUGGUUCAAGUGAAAGGUACUUAUUUAAGUGGCAAGCAACUUGUCAUAUUACUGCAUGGUAACCAGCCAGUAUUUACUGGAUUUAGGAAGAGGCAGAGAGACCAUCAGUGCAGCCAGAAUGGAGGAUCUACAGUAGCAGCAAGUCUUCAAGUACCCAAAGCUGUGGUCCUGUUAGCUUCAUGCCUUGCUUUGGAGCUCCUAGAAGCAACUCCUUGGCCGGCUUGUUGUUUGAGGAAAAAGAAAACUGGGCUGCUGGCCUGAUGAAAUUCUGACCUGCAUUCUGAUUUCUGUGCUCUGAGAUAGUUGCUGAGGCGUGCUCAGUGCAAUAAAGAUAAAGAUUAGAAAUACUGAAACUAGAAUUGUGCAGAGCACUUCAUGAAACGGUCAUCAUGCCCUCUGAAUUGGCUCUCAGAG